Molecule: messenger RNA, 1084 nt
Organism: Daphnia pulex (common water flea)
Lineage: Eukaryota; Metazoa; Arthropoda; Branchiopoda; Diplostraca; Daphniidae
Product: zinc metalloproteinase nas-8-like
Exons: 8
Coding region: 55-906 (283 amino acids)
Biological process (GO): proteolysis
Molecular function (GO): zinc ion binding; metalloendopeptidase activity
Source: RefSeq, a predicted model, not a curated record
GUAUCGCUCGACAGACACUCUCCGAUUCACGAGCAAAAAAAACUUAAGUUGAAAAUGAGGUCAGAUUUGUUGCGGAUGAUGCUGUUGAUCGCUGUACUGUCGUGCGUUAGCUUCGAAUCAGUUACAGCGACGCCUGUCUUGAUGCGCGACACUUUCGAAGCCGGUGAUCCAAUCUCAGAGAAAGAAUUCAGUAACGCCAUUUUUAGCAAAGCCGCUGGAAUCGGGUCGGAUGAAUUUAUUCCGUGGGACUUACAGCACCCAGAGCUUGUCGAAGGCGACAUCAUGCCAACGGGGAAGAAAAACGCCAUCCUCAACUCCAACGGACUUUGGCCAAAUGCAACGAUUCCCUACGUUAUUUCUACGAGUUUCACUUCCGCUCAGCGCCAAGUCAUCGCCUUUGCUAUGAACGAGUAUCACAACAAAACUUGCAUCCGUUUUGUGCCCAGAACUAGUGAGGCCAAUUACAUCCGCCUCGGAAAGAGUGGCCAAGGGUGUUGGAGCUACGUGGGUAGAAUCGGUGGCGGCCAAGACGUGAGUCUCGACGACGGAUGUAUCUCAAGCCGGGCGCCGGGUGUCGUCAUGCACGAGCUCAUGCAUUCCGCCGGAUUCUGGCACGAACAUAUGCGUCCGGAUCGCGACACUUACGUGUCCAUCAAUCUUGAUAACGUGCAGAGAAAAUACAGAGGCAACUUUAACAAACUGUCGACCACGCAAGUCACCACCCUCGGACUGUCUUAUGAUUACGGCUCCGUGAUGCAUUACCCUAAGGGAGCCUUUGCCGUGAAUCCUAGCAUCCCUGUCAUCAAGGCAAAGACAGGAAACCCUGUGUUAGGACAAAGAGCAGCAUUUAGCGCGCUCGACCUGCAGAAACUUAACAAGUUGUACAAAUGCGGGACCACCUGUUAACUGGUUUCUUGAAAGUGGACUGGCUCCUGACAACGAAAAAAACUACCUUCCGUCUUGGUCUUCGCCGCUAUAGGUCUGUUUCCCCCUGUUAUUCUAUAGAAAUAUUGGAUUGCAAAGAGGAGGUUUUCUGUUUUGUGUUCGGUGCAUUUAAUCAAUACACAUACUUUUUUGAGCAUUA